Messenger RNA from Talaromyces proteolyticus, 882 nucleotides. RefSeq lists its product as uncharacterized. Bases 1 to 882 code for a protein of 293 amino acids. The record is from RefSeq and is a predicted model, not a curated record. Gene Ontology annotation, cellular component: intracellular anatomical structure. Gene Ontology annotation, molecular function: oxidoreductase activity, acting on NAD(P)H, oxygen as acceptor. The transcript is spliced from 3 exons. NCBI's taxonomy places the organism in Eukaryota, Fungi, Ascomycota, Eurotiomycetes, Eurotiales, Trichocomaceae.
AUGUCAACCUGCCCACUCCGCGCUGGAAACUUCAUCCACGCCACCGAAAGGACAGUCGAAGCACCUCCAAUCUGGCAACGCUUCUCACUCCAUGGGAAGACCGCUAUAGUGACAGGGGCCGCUUCCGGGAUCGGCUGGAGUGUUGCACAGGCAUUCGCUGAAAUGGGUGCGAAUGUUGCGAUAUGGUACAAAAGUAGCACAAAGGGGGAAGCUCAGGCGGAAUAUAUUGAGAGGAAAUAUGGAGUGAAAUGCAAGGCCUAUCAAGUCGACGUCCAGAAUGCCGCUGCCGUCCAGGAAGCAGUCGACCAACAAGUCCGCGAAUUCAACGGCCGUCUAGACAUAUUCGUCGCCAACGCCGGAAUUCCCUGGACACAGGGGGCUAUGGUAGACGGCGACCUGGAGCAUUACCAUCAAGUAAUCACCACCGAUCUUGAUGGACCGUAUUACUGCGCUAGAGCCGCAGCAAAGCACUGGCGAAGACAGAAAGAGCUAGGCACUGAUUUGAAUGGCCAAAAACUCGAGAACUAUUCCUCGGGUAGCUUCAUUGCGACGGCGAGUAUGAGUGGCGUAAUCGUGAAUAUCCCUCAGUUGCAGGCAUCGUAUAAUGCGGCGAAGGCGGGUGUAAUCCACCUGUGUAAGAGUCUGGCGGUGGAGUGGGCGAAAUACGCCAGGGCGAAUUCGGUUUCGCCGGGGUAUAUAAUUACCGAGAUUUCGAAUUUUGUGCCGCAGGAGACAAAGGAUAUUUGGAAGGAUAAAAUUCCACUUGGACGUGAGGGUGAGAGCCACGAACUUCAGGGGGCCUUUUUAUACCUCGCUUCAGACGCAGCAACAUACACGACUGGAGCAAACCUACUAGUUGACGGUGGAUACUGUUUGCCAUAG